ACAUGGGAAGCCAGACGGCCGGAAGAGGAGGAGGAGGAGGUGGCAGAGGAGCAGCAAGACGUCUCCGUGGAGGACACGUGAAGGGAGAUGCUUCCAAGAUGUUGUGGAACACCGUCCGAUUCAUGUCUUGGUCCUUGGUGUUGGUCCUGGUGGACGCUCAGUACUCCCACACAGCUCUGUUUCCGUUGGCGUUGAGGACGAAGCGAGAGACGCCCCGGCUGGUGGACCCGUCCUUCCAGCGCUCCGUGGACGACGUCAAGCUGCUCUUUGAGAUCUUGCUGAGCGGAAUGGAGAUCGGAGGCGAGGACGACGCCCUCCUCAUCCCGGAUCCCGAGCUAGCCUCCCUCGGGAACGUGAGGUCGCUCCAGGUCAUAUGCCAAGACGUCCUCCCCAAGCGGCUUUCCCAAAUCAAACGUCUCAUAGCCGAGUUGGACGCACGCUCCCGUCCUCUGAACCGACGGGACUUCGAAAGAACCGUACUGACCCUGGUGUUCGCCGCCCAGACCCUCGCCGAGGCCUCGGAGCCGCAGCGGAAGGAGGCGUGGGCCAGCGCCGUCGUCCGGCUUUUCGGGGCCGUCAGGAAGGACCUCGGCCUAAAGUAGUCCCAGCCUUUCCGGAUUAUGUUGAUCGUCAACAGGAAAUGCUGCCAUAUUGAAUUUGGAAGUCCCAUUCCCAAAACCGUCCCGCUCAUAAAAUUGUCCUAAAUAUGGAAUUACGGCUUUUUGUGGCACAUGAACAAAAAUAAUGCUAGCUUUUCAUUUCCAUAUUUGCAGUUUGUCGUCAUAGUAACAACAGACGUAAUACUUUAUUAAUACUUUAUUCAUCCAAAAAAUAACAUAUGUGCAGAAAAAUACAAAAUAUUCAUUUUCUACCGCUUUUCCUCACAAGGGUCGCUGGAGCCUAUCCCAGCUGUCUUCGGGCGUAAGGUGGGGUACACCCUGGACUGGUGGCCAGCCAAUCACAGGGCACAUAUAGACAAACAACCAUUCACACUCACAUUCAUACCUAUGGACAUUUUGGAGUGGCUAAUUAACCUAGCAUGUUUUUGGAAUGUGGGAGGAAACCGGAGUACCCGGAGAAAACCCACGCAUGCACGGGGAGAACAUGCAAACUCCACACAGAGAUGCCCGAGGGUGGGAUUGAACCCUGGUCUCCUAGCUGUGAGGUCUGCGCGCUAACCCCUAGACCACCGUGCCGCCCACAAAAUAUGCAUUUUUUUCCAAAAUAUGCUAAUUUUCUUUCAAUUAAAAAAUACAUUUUAGGCCAUUUGUUUAGAGUAAAACACAAAAUAUUCAAACUUUUUUCAGUCGGUAACAGAAGAUAUGCCUAUUGUCAUUUUUUUCCGUGUGGGAAAUACACAAGCAGCGUAAGAAAACUGCUGAAAGUAACUGUUAUUAAUAUACAAAUAUAAAUAUUAACUGCUGAAAAUCUGCACUCAUCCAAAAGUGUC
Messenger RNA from Doryrhamphus excisus (bluestripe pipefish), 1450 nucleotides. It is a transcript of the gene fam180a, whose product is annotated as family with sequence similarity 180 member A. Lineage: Eukaryota; Metazoa; Chordata; Actinopteri; Syngnathiformes; Syngnathidae. The record is from RefSeq and is a predicted model, not a curated record.